GUUUAUCACCAAAAUUGUGUGACCACACAGGAACAAGGCCUCCACCAAUCCAGUGUGACACUGCUCUUCGUCUUUUUGCGAAGUGUGCAAAAGUAUAUUAUUACUACCAAACAGCAUAUGCAUUUUUUGCUCAUUGCCAUUCUCUCCAACUAUAAUAAUUACGCCUAUAUUGAUUCCUCUUUUGUGGCUCCAAUUUCCCUCUUCCCUCAAUCUCCCCAUUCUGUUUCUGGCUCCUAUACGGCCCCAAGAUUCUCUCUUUUUCCCAGCCGCAAUUAAUCACAGUUUAACGAGAAUUCGAGUAGUACAAAGGCCAAACUUCUUACUAAACCCAAAUUUCCCUUUUUUCUUCCUGCUCGUUUGUCUUUGUUGAGAUUUAGGCUUGGUGGGUUUUACAGAAUAGCGAGAACCCACAAAUUUGUUCACGUGAUUAUGGCUUGUAUGGAUUGAUUUUGGUUUUUUUUGGUUGUAGUUUGAAAGAAUUAUGCAGCCUUCAACUGUUUCUCAAGAACCCACUAUUAAUGUGUUUAAUUACGUACCCCAGUUUGGUUCCCUUGUGUUUGAUAAAUCUCUGAAGUACGCUAACAGCUUCGGUUUGAAUGGGCACUCCGCAUUGUCGUCCAACAGUUUGUAUUUGGAUGGCUUAGUUCGUUAUGUUGAUCAUAAUAAGCCACGAACUGUAGCUUCGUUGAGUUUGAGCUCCAAAGGUGCUGCCUUUAGGAUUAGUAAUGCUAUCAAUCAGUUCAACAGGUUUAUUAAGUUGUACUGUGAGAAGAUCCCAAUUGGUUUUGCCUCACUUGGGUUUGGUUCUGGGAAUAGCCAUGGGUACGGGGAGGACGGAAAUGGUGUUUCUGAGAGCGAGGGGAUUCCUGGUAAUGGGGUUGGGUCAGAGAGUCCCAAGAAAGUUCUGAUUCUAAUGAGCGAUACUGGUGGCGGACACAGGGCUUCUGCUGAGGCUAUUAAGGCUGCUUUCCGUGAACAAUUUGGUGAUGACUAUCAGGUAUAUAUUACUGAUUUGUGGACAGAUCAUACUCCUUGGCCUUUUAACCAAUUGCCUAGGAGCUAUAACUUUUUGGUGAAACACGGCCCUUUGUGGAAACUGACGUAUUAUGCUUCAUGCCCUCGUGUGGUUCAUCAAUCUAACUUUGCGGCUACCUCAACUUUUAUAGCUAGGGAGAUUUUCAGAGGUUUAAUGAAGUACCAGCCUGAUAUCAUUAUAAGUGUUCAUCCUCUGAUGCAACAUGUUCCACUACGUAUUUUGAGAACAAAGGGUCUUCUGGAUAAGAUUGUGUUUACUACCGUAGUGACAGACUUGUGCACAUGCCAUCCCACAUGGUUUCACAAACUUGUAACAAGAUGCUACUGUCCAUCAGAAGAGGUUGCAAGGCGAGCAUCAAAAGCCGGGUUGAAACCCUCCCAAAUUAAGGUUUAUGGCCUUCCAGUCCGACCUUCCUUCGUCAAGCCUGUUCCGCCUAAGGUUGAUUUAAGGAGAGAGCUUGGAAUGGAUGAAUACCUUCCAGCCGUAUUGCUUAUGGGUGGCGGGGAAGGUAUGGGGCCCAUUGAGGCUACAGCUCAAGCUCUUGGAGAUGCAUUAUAUGAUGAUUCUACUGGUGAGCCCAGGGGUCAGCUCCUUGUGAUAUGUGGUCGCAAUAAAAAACUUGCAAGCAAAUUGCUUGCGAUUGAUUGGAAUAUACCAGUCCAGGUACGUACUUCUGUGAAUCCUUGCUGUGGUUUGUUCUUCUGUGCAACCUUUCCAUGGUUUGUUCUCCAUUUGUGCCAUAUUUAAUUAAUGCUAGAUGACAGCAGAAUUUUAAGAUCAUUUUAAUUGAAGCCUAUGAUCACUGCUUGCAUACUGCCAUUGUUAAUUUGCAAGGUCUUAUGAUGAGCAAAAAAUUAGUGUUUAUGUACUGUGCUUUCAGUUAUAUUAAUUGAAUUGCCAUAAGUUGAGCUUAAUUCUUAGAUGAAUGUCUUCCUUUUCCAAUAUUUAAAGGAACCACCUAGAACUACAACCGGGAAUAACUCUCACUCUAUGGAGAAUUAACAUGAUAUUUUCUUGUACACGUCAGAUACUACUUCUGUCUUCUUUUCUGAGGUCCACAACUGACAUGAGAUCUUUACUGAUUUUCCUUGAUUCCUGCUGGAUUAAUCUGAAGUUACACCAUGUAAUAUUUAAAGGAACCGCACUUAGAUCUACAACUGGGAAUAAUUCUAACUCUAUGUAGAACAUGUCCUAUACUACUUCUGUCUUCCUUCUGAGGUCCACAACUGACAUAGGAUCUUUACUGAUUUUCCUUGAUUCCUGCUUUAUUAAUCUGAAGUUACCCCUUUGUGCAUGGUUAUUUGUGUAUGUCUUUUUAAAUUAAUGAGUGCACUGAAUUGCUGAACACGACCUUGCGUUAUAGGUGAAUGUUUUUGUCAUUGCUAGUGGAUGAAGUUCUCUGACUUGAACAUUAACUUAAUUAUCUUCCUGUACAUGUCAGUUAUUACUUGUGUCCUCCUUCUUAACAUACAUGAUGAUAUCUUCAAUGUUUUCUCUUCAUUAUUUCUGAAGCAUUAAUCUGAAGGAACUCAAUUGUGCAUGGUUAUAUGAGUGUUUUUAUAUUCUUUUAUCUGAACAGUGAGAUACAUGUGCUGAACACAACCUUGGAUUGUAGGUGAAGGGUUUUGUCACAAAAAUGGAGGAAUGCAUGGGUGCUUGUGAUUGCAUUAUUACUAAGGUAAUUUUCUAGUGGCUUUCAACUUUUUUAGCUUCUCUGCCACUAAAUGAAGCAAGUUCAUACCUUACAUCACCAUAUUUACGCAUUCAUUUGUUGGUAGGCUGGUCCUGGGACUAUUGCAGAAGCCAUGAUUCGAGGUCUUCCAAUCAUUCUUAAUGGCUAUAUUGCUGGGCAGGUAAAUUAUUUUGUACUUCCCUGAACGUCCGUCGAUCACAUCAGUGCUGUUUCCUAGGAUGUGGUCACUUCUUGAUCAGUGGCUGUAUUAUCACUUGAAAAUUUUUCUUAAGUUGUUCCCUUAUAACUAGCUCACAUAUUCCUGCUUUUGAAUCCUGUUGAGCACGAUGUUUAAAACCUUGCAUGGUGGGUUUUUUUUUUUUUUUUUUAUAAAUCAAAACAGGCAGUGCCUGGUGGGGAAGCCCUUUUUAUUUAAAUUUAAAUAAAUAAAGAGGAGGCGGCAGUGAACCUUGCAUGUAUUGACACAAUACAUAUUGCAUAUUUUAAUGGUCUAGUACACAACAUGUUGAAAUCCUUAAUUGUCCUACUCGAACUUAAACCUGACAUAUCUCAGCAAUCUUCUUACUGGAAAUAAGUUGAACAAAACAAUAGCGUUUACUCAGUUUCCUAAACAAUUUGUAAAAUGGAAUUUCACUUAAAUACAAAUGUUUUCUCUUUUCUCCUGGAAAAAAUAACCCUGAUCUCUGGUAUGAUGUCAAGAAUAUUCAUACGAAGUCGCAUGUGGGCGUUGUGAAUUUUCUUAUUCUGUCCCCUCUUUGUCAUUUGGUUAUGUGCUUUACACCUGAAAUACCCCUAGAGUCAUUGCCAUGUUCAGAAAAGAUUGCCGAAGAAAGAACAUCGUAAAUUGGUCCCCUCUUUCUCGUAAAGAACAUUGUAAAGUCAUUGCCAUGUUCUGUCUCCUCUUUCUCACAAAAAAAUGAUCCAUUUCUUAUAUGGUCCUUUGAAAAUUUUCCCCUACUUCUGUGUAUGACUUUCCAUUUUUCCGUUGCUUCUGAACUUUGAUUUCAAGAACCCUAAGAGCUGCAUUUUCUCGGAAUACAGGAAGCUGGGAAUGUGCCGUACGUGGUUGAAAAUGGGUGCGGAAAAUACUCAAAAUCUCCUAAAGAGAUCGCCAAAAUAGUAGCUGAGUGGUUUGGUCCAAAGAAUGAUGAGCUAAAAUUUAUGUCACAAAACGCAUUGAGACUGGCGAAGCCAGAUGCUGUAUUUAAGAUUGUUAAUGAUAUGCAUGAGCUAGUCAGCCAGAGAAAUUUUGUACCUCAAUUUGUAUAAUUCAACUGCCAAACUAUCAAAAUUUUGCUCAUAUUAUUUGUUAUAUGAAAUACCAAUUUUCCCUGUAAUGUUGAAUCUGGUUUUAGUAAUAGAGAUACACCUACAAGAGGUGAGGAAAAGAAUCUGCAGGAGUUGUUUUGUUUUUAACUUUUGUUAGUUUGGUCAAGAACUUUUGAAAAACUAUGAAACUCUCAGAGUUUGGUACAUUUGGACGCCAGACUGCUUACUGAGCC
Oldenlandia corymbosa var. corymbosa is the source of this 4231-nucleotide messenger RNA. The record is from the annotation of a GenBank genome assembly. Lineage: Eukaryota; Viridiplantae; Streptophyta; Magnoliopsida; Gentianales; Rubiaceae.